Molecule: messenger RNA, 2838 nt
Organism: Cylicocyclus nassatus
Lineage: Eukaryota; Metazoa; Nematoda; Chromadorea; Rhabditida; Strongylidae
Source: the annotation of a GenBank genome assembly
AUGAUUAUUCAAGCGCUGUGGGCAGCUCUACUUUUGCUCACCCACCUCAAUAAUGCCAAGAACACGCUGAAGAUUGCUGUACUUAUAUUUGGCGAACAUAAUUUCGAAGAUCAUGUUCAUUCUGUGAAGACCGCUUACUGGGAGAUUUUCGAGAGUGCAACAACUCAAUUGGGAAAUUACACGAUUUUGGCAGAGUACAUCGAUGGCGGCGUGCUCCGAAACAAACCCAGUGCCAACCGGCUCGAACUCACAGACGAAGUGGUCUGCGAUCAGGUCAUUAAUCGUUCCAUAGCCGUUGUUAUCUAUGCUCCGUCUCUGAAUCGAGAGACUCAGCCUGAAUAUUUGUCAAGGGUAUCUUCAGCUGCCUAUGCUCUCGGAUUCUAUGGAAUUCCUACCGUUGGAGUUAUGGUCAGGGAGUCGGAGUUUAGCAAGAAGAAAAUUUAUCCAAUCUUUGUGCGUCCGACACCUUCCUAUGCAGACGAAUCAUUCGUAUUUCUCAACUUACUCAGGCGUUUGGACUAUCGUCAGGUCGUGGUCGUCAGCGUAAAAGGAGAUAGGAAUGGUGAACAGUUCGUGGAACUAUUUGAGAGGAAAAGAAAGAAAUACAAAAUACAUGUGCAAAGUUACAUAGAACUUGAGGUCAACAGUUCGCUAAACGCCUCACUUGCUGCUGGAUUUGAAGAAGUAACUUCAAACAUUGUAGUACUCUAUGCAACAAAGCCCCAUGCAAGCCUGAUUUUCACAGCUGCGGAAGUCGCUGAGAAACGCAAAGUCUGGAUAGUGAACGAAGAUGCCAGCAAAGCAAGCAACAUUCCCGAUGGUGCCAUCGCCAGUCGACUCAGCCAAACACCUCUGUCAGCCUUGCGUAAUUCUUUUGCGUCAAUCAAGAGUGGACUGAAGUUCUUGGACUCUUUGGACGAGCCCAUUCAUCCGCCGUCUGGAUGCGAAAAAGAUGGCAGUAAUGUGAAAUGGUUAACAGAUCACGGACCAGAGUUUUACAGGGCCAUCUGCUCUACAUCCACAAGCAAGAUCACCUUUAACGAUCAGUGUGAAAGGGUUAGCGUAGACUACGACAUUCUGAACUUCAACGAAGGAUACAAGGAAGUUGGAGUGCUGCACGGCUCCGACCUAAAGCUUGCGGAAGAGUCGAUUCACUGGGCAGGAGGCGGUCGGAAACCUUUGGAGAUCACUCUGCCUAAGCAUCUUCGAGUUGUUACCAUCAACGAUCCGCCCUUCGUCUACGUAACUCCUAUAAUUUCACUUGCUGAAUGCAAAAAUCUUGGGACCGUUUUGGUAGAGUUGGGCCCAGCUGAUGCUAUACAUGUGCCAGGACCGUGGUAUCCCUGUCCAAGGUAUACCGUAAACUAUACAUACCAUUAUUGCUGCGCGGGUUAUGCUAUUGAUCUUCUCUCCAACAUAUCGUUACCGGAGCCUAACACAACAAUCGACACUAGCUUCACAUUUUCGCUACAUCUAAACGACAGCUACGGAGCGGUGACUUUGGGAGAAAAGGGUUACGUUCUCAGCGGAGCACUAGGAGAACUGGACAGCGACCAAGCUGACAUUGCUAUAGGAGGCAUGACUAUAAAUCCAGAGAGAGAAAAAUACAUCGAUUUUUCCGAGCCUUGGUUAUACCACGGUAUACGCAUCUUGGAGAAAUCGAUCCCUCGCGACUCCCCGAUGCAGUCAUUUCUGCAACCACUGAAAUCUUCCCUCUGGACAUCUCUCCUCAUCUCGGUUAUCAUGGUUGGGCUCGUGAUAUUCUGCCUCGAUCUGAAAUCUCCCUUUGAUCGCUUCUACAAGAUGGAUCAGAGCCGAAUGGCUCCGGACGAUCCUUUUCUGAAGGAAGUUGAAAAUGACCGCGUUAAUUUCGGGGAGGCCAUGUGGUUUGUGUGGGGUGUGCUAUUGAAUAGUGGAGUGUCCGAAAAAACUCCUCGGAGUUGUGCAGCUCGAGUGCUUGGCAUCGUCUGGUGUGGCUUCUGUAUGAUUAUGGUUGCCUCGUACACUGCUAAUCUGGCAGCUUUCCUAGUGCUAGACCAACCCGAGAAGGGGUUGACUGGAAUCACCGAUCCAAGGCUGCGCAAUCCCUCGGCAAACUAUUCAUUCGGUACAGUGCUGAAUUCUAAUGUUUAUCAGUACUUCAAACGGCACGUGGAAUUGUCAACUAUGUUCCGCAAAAUGGAAGCUCAUAACAUGGAAAAGGUUUCUGACGCUAUAGCCGCUCUUCUCAACGGGUCUCUUGAUGCAUUUAUUUGGGAUUCGAUGCGAUUAGAUUUUGAGGCAUCGAGGCAUUGCGAUCUUCGAGCUCGUGGAGCUCUAUUUGGAAGGAGUGCAUAUGGAGUUGGGCUGCAGAAAAACAGUCCAUGGACACCUCACAUCACUUCUGCCGUAUUGAGAAUGGCUGAAAGUGGGAUCAUGGAGAUGCUUGACGCCAAAUGGAUUGACAACAACGAGGCAAAAUGUGUUGCAGAUACACAUAAAUCACCAGCAAGGCUUAGCCUUUGGAAUAUGAGGGAUGUCUUUAUCCUUGUGACGGGUGGAGUCGCAGCAGGAGCCUUUUUCAGCACCAUUGAGGUAGUAUACGGUAGAAGAAAGGCUAGAAAGGGAAGGGAAAGAGCUUUGGCUGCUCGAUACGUUAAGAAAUGGCGUAUGAUAGCAUCUGGUGGAAGAUUACCGACACGGUAUAAUCUUGCCCGUCCGGUAAUUAGACGAGGAUUUGCUGGUUUAGAAUCUUGUACGCUUACGGACAUCAAAAAGCGUGAACUAGCUCGGUCGAAGCAAAAAACCUUAAUUUUGGUCGACACUCAGUGGCAUUGUUUUGCAGUCGGUGUAGAGUAA